Molecule: messenger RNA, 1442 nt
Organism: Paramacrobiotus metropolitanus
Lineage: Eukaryota; Metazoa; Tardigrada; Eutardigrada; Parachela; Macrobiotidae
Product: tyrosine-protein kinase receptor Tie-1-like
Exons: 4
Coding region: 158-910 (250 amino acids)
Biological process (GO): positive regulation of kinase activity; cell surface receptor protein tyrosine kinase signaling pathway; protein phosphorylation
Cellular component (GO): signaling receptor complex
Molecular function (GO): ATP binding; transmembrane receptor protein tyrosine kinase activity
Source: RefSeq, a predicted model, not a curated record
GCUAUGUACAGGAGAAAUUUUGGGGCAAGGUGAGUACGGAAAAGUCCUCAAGGGAAUGGCGAAAGGUCUUCGAGGUCAGCCGCUACCGACUCCGGUUGCCAUAAAGAGUGUAAAAGAUCAGACAAAUUUGCUCCAGCAAAAUCAACUGAUUUAAGAAAUGAAAAUCAUGACAAAAGCCGGUCGACAUCUGAAUAUUAUCAACUUGGUGGGAGCAGUAUUCAAAGAUGAAAUUCUUCUGCUCUUGGAAUAUUCAGAAUACGGUGCAUUGUUAAAACUAUUAAAAUCUCAUCGCGGCAUGUAUUUUUAUAACCAAACCGAUCACGACGGGAAAAUUAAGGAGUUUAACGAAGUGGAAUCCUUGCGAAUGCAGCACGAAGUCGAUGAAAAGACAGUGACACUAGAUGAACAAUUUGACAAAAAAAUCUUGUCCACCAAGGAUUUACUGAAUUUCGCCUUCCAAAUCAGUUGUGGCAUGAGCCAUCUCAACAACCGCUCCAUUAUUCACAGAGACUUGGCCGCACGCAAUAUUUUGGUCUGUCACGAGCGUGUGGUUAAAAUUGCGGAUUUCGGGAUGGCCAAGCAAUUGCCAGAAUACGUUUUGGUCGAUGCUCACAUAGCGCUUCCUGUGCGCUGGAUGUCACCAGAAUCAAUAAUUAAACGAGUGUUCAACCAGAAGUCUGAUGUGUGGUCAUUUGGCGUGUUAAUGUGGGAACUCUUCACUUUGGGAGAGACGCCGUACUCAAACUGCAGUAUGGACAUCACAUACAUGCUGGAAUUCCUGUCCUCCCUGACCAACGGUUUCCGGAUGGACCGCCCACCCGCAUGCUCAACGGCAAUUUAUGAGAUGAUGCUUAGUUGCUGGUUAAACCGUUUAAAGCACCUGAAGAACGACCGGAGUUUGCUCAGCUAGAAAAAAAUUUAGCUAUGCUGAUCGGAAACGGUUCAGCGCAGAAGUAUUUCAGAUUGGACUUACCUUAUCAGCAGUUUAACUUAUCACAACAAAGUCUUCUUAAUGAAUUAUCAAAAAUGGAUGAUAAUCAAUAUGUUGAUUUAUCUGAUUACCGAAGUCUCCUGAUCCAUAUGUGGAUCCAAGCCAAAAAUCGACGCUGGCGCCCACAAUAAAUGACGAUCAAGAUCGUGCUGGACCAACUGCAGUGGCGUACUAAUUAUGUGCGGCACUUCAACUUACAAGUUAUUUUACUUACUACAAGUUACUGUUAGACAUUAUAUUACCAAUAUAAUAUACACUCAUGAUGUGUCAUGUAUUUGUGAACUAUGACCAUUGUUCUACUAACUGAUCUAUGAGUGUACGGUGCACCCAGGUCACCAAUCCCCUUGUUUAUCAGAUGUUUAGGUGCAGUAACUUAAUUACUAAUAUCAUGAAUGUACCGUGUGGUAUAUAAGCAACCAGCUUGUAUAACGCUGAUGAACAGAACAUAACA